Molecule: messenger RNA, 675 nt
Organism: Peromyscus eremicus (cactus mouse)
Lineage: Eukaryota; Metazoa; Chordata; Mammalia; Rodentia; Cricetidae
Product: olfactory receptor 2T6-like
Exons: 2
Coding region: 1-675 (224 amino acids)
Biological process (GO): G protein-coupled receptor signaling pathway
Cellular component (GO): membrane
Molecular function (GO): G protein-coupled receptor activity; olfactory receptor activity
Source: RefSeq, a predicted model, not a curated record
AUGGAUGGAAACAAAACUUUUCCCAGUGACUUCACCUUCGUGGGGCUCUUUACUCACAACAAAGCCUCAGGAUUCCUUUUCAGUGUUAUCUGUGCCACAUUCUUCAUGGCCAUAAUGGCUAAUGGGGUCAUGAUCUUUCUCAUUCACAUAGAUCCUCACCUCCACACCCCCAUGUAUUUCCUCCUCAGCCACCUCUCCUUCAUCGACAUGAUGUAUAUCUCCACUAUUGUGCCUAAGAUAUUGAUUGAUUACCUUGUGGGCAAAGGGACCAUCUCCUUUGCUGCCUGUACAGCGCAGUACUUUCUCUACAUGGGCUUUGUAGGGGCUGAGUUCUUCCUGCUGGGACUUAUGGCCUAUGACCGAUACGUGGCCAUCUGCAACCCACUCCGUUAUCCUGUCCUCAUGAGUCGGAGGGUCUGCUGGUUUAUUUUGACCAGCUCUUGGUUUGGUGGUGCUUUGGACAGUUUUCUCCUCACUCCCAUCACCAUGAGUCUCCCAUUCUGUGCAUCCCACAAGAUCAACCACUUUUUCUGUGAGGCUCCCACAAUGCUGAGGCUGGCCUGUGGUGACAAAGCCAUAUAUGAAAUGGUGAUGUACAUCUGCUGUGUCGUGAUGCUGUUGGUCCCCUUCUCUGUGGUGAUCACAAGCUAUUGUCAAAUAAUUGUAGAAGUUUAG